Pararge aegeria (speckled wood butterfly) is the source of this 4596-nucleotide messenger RNA. RefSeq names its product ubiquitin-protein ligase E3B. Bases 222 to 3458 code for a protein of 1078 amino acids. The record is from RefSeq and is a predicted model, not a curated record. Gene Ontology annotation, biological process: ubiquitin-dependent protein catabolic process; protein polyubiquitination. The transcript has 19 exons. NCBI's taxonomy places the organism in Eukaryota, Metazoa, Arthropoda, Insecta, Lepidoptera, Nymphalidae. Gene Ontology annotation, molecular function: protein binding; ubiquitin protein ligase activity.
GAGAGCCAGGCAAAAUGAAAAAGUAACAAAUUAAAGAAAAUUACCCUCGUGAGCGCUAUGUUAUAGUUUGUGUUUAAAGAUUUUUAUUGUAAAUUUUAUGAAUAAACAUACUAGCUUCAGUUGCCGUGUUAAUAUUUGCGAAUUUGCCAUGAAUCGAAAUGGCUCGUCCUGACAGUGAUUAGGUUCAAAAAGAAAACAAAGCUUUAAUAGAGCGGCUUAAAAUGUUUUCGAAGUCCAUAACUACAAAGGAUUCGUUCCUGGAGCAGACCAAAGCGGCACGGGAAGAACGGGCUUUAGAAAAGAAGCGAGAACAGUCUGCUAUACAAAUUCAAGCAAUAGUGCGAGGUUGGCUCGCGAGACAUAGAUUCGUGAAGCUAAUUUUAGAUGAAUUUGACCAACUCCUUCCUGAGUCAGUAAGUCAGGGCUCUCAAGAUGAGCCACAACCACCAGAGCUCAUUCAAGCUUUGGAUGUAUACAGAGCGGCAUGCCGCCUGUUCCUCAUAUUUAAACAACAGAGAGAUAAAAAGAGAUUUGAGAAGCUGUGCAAGUAUGUUGUGCAGAGCUUACACUCAGAGUCCGUUAAAAUAUCAUAUGUUGGUGUCUUUUUAAAUAAAGAAUACAGUUUCCGAUGGAUAGCUCACAUAAAAGACAUGUUAUACAAAUGCUGUCAAUACCUAGAAGAACUGAAACCUGAAUCCCCCUUAGACAUGCAGAGUAUACUCAUCCAUCUCCACACAUUGCUGGCUUUCACUGCUACCAACACCUGGGCAUUGACAAGGCUAAAAAACUUUGAGAAGCUUAGGGGAGGCAUGACACAGCUUUGUGCCAAUGUUAUGGGCUCACUUUUCCAUAGAGGCUAUUAUUUAACUUUGAAGUCGCUUCUACUACGAGGUCUAUGUCGCGAGAAAGUGGGUUUGAAGAAUAUAUCACUUACAGCAAUUGUGACACUUGCACUGAGGCCACUGGUAUCUGCUCAGUUCUCCGAGAAACUACUCACAAUGUACAUCAUUCAGAUAUUGUCUGUACCCACACUAGUCUUCCAUAUGCAGCAGAUAUCACCUGAGUCAAUAGCCGCAUUCAGAUCGCAUGGUAUGUUUGACAAGUGUGUAGAGUUCCUCAGUGCUGAUCAGAACAUGCGAAUAGUAUUCAACACCUUGGAGGGCAACUAUGCGCUAUGUUUACUUGGUAACCUCAUACAACUGGCCUAUUGCGAGCGAGAACAUGCACAACCAAACGCGUACUAUCCGACAUUUGUGUUAGUGGUGAGCCGUUUUCUAGACAGCUGCCAGCAGUACGUAGUUUGUAAAAAGGGUAAUCUUAGCAACUGGCAUCCAAUCCUCGGCUGGUUCGCACAAAGCUUUGAUGCGUACUUACCCCCUACUAUGGGGAAUCUACGGUUCCAACUAUCAUUAUUAUGGGGCACUCCAUUGCUAAAGAAAUUACUGGGGAGCCCAUUGAAGGAUAUGCUAGAAGCAGGGAUUACUGGGGAAGAAGGGGCAGGACCAUCUCAACCCUCAACUCCUGUGCAGAGUAAUAACCCCGCUGCGUUCAUCAGGCGGGCCAUAGAAGCUAGAACUAGUAGGGGGAAUUCUAGCAAAAACUUUAGAAAAUUAGGAUCGCCAGAUUGUACAAAAGUGGCACUUAUUUGUUCCAUGUAUCACACAGCUUUACAAACUAUGUCUCAAGUUAAAUUAGAUAUAUUGACUGGACUUUGCAACCAGGAUGAAAUACUUUAUUCGUUAUGGCAAUUCUUAUGCACGUUGGGACCAAACUGUGGACUGAAAGCUUUCCUCGAUCUCUUAGCGCUGAACACUAAAGCUUCAGCGCCAGAAUUUCAAAUGCUCAUUCUAUUCAGCGAUUGCAUGACACAUUAUGUUACGAUAUUAGAUGACAUGGAGAUGUAUGAAAAGCAGGAUCCUUUCAAAUUGCAAGACUUUAUUAACAUGUCACACUUUUUGAACAUGUUCAUCUACAAAUCGAUCAUAGGACAAUUGUUUGACCUAAAGACAAUCCAGAGCAAUGAGGUUUUCUCGUCUCUACACACGCUGCUACUGGCGUUGUAUCGCCGCGACUGUCGCCGAGCUUACGCUCCGGUCCAGCACUGGCUUAUUCGGGAAAUAAGAGACACACAAUUCAUGGCCGACCUUGAGAAGGGCAAGAAACCACAGCAGGUUCUGGUGCAAAAAACCCCACAUAUGAUUGCCCACGGAGAACGGGUGAGGCUGUUCAGACGUGCUGUUGCAGAUGAAAAGGUAGUCCUAGGUCUAACAGAACGCGCGUGCGGCGGUCGAUCGACACUGGUAACGGUCCGGAGAACUAGACUGGUGGAAGAUGGAUAUCGACAACUUGCGUUGUUACCUAGUAGGGCGUUCAGGGGCGUCGUGCGAGUGCGGUUCAUCAACGAGCAGGGUUUGGACGAAGCCGGCAUCGACCAGGAUGGCGUGUUCAAAGAGUUCCUAGAAGAAACUAUUAAACGCGUUUUCGAUCCGUCACUAAACCUCUUCCGCGUGACGAGUGAAGAGCGUCUUUACCCGUCUCCGACGUCAUGUCUGCAGGAGAACCAUUUGCAACUGUUUGAAUUUAUCGGGCGCAUGCUUGGGAAAGCUGUUUAUGAGGGAAUCGUGGUGGAUGUGCCAUUCGCUUCUUUCUUCCUGAGUCAGGUGUUGGGGCAGACGCAACAAGCGCUUUAUAGCUGGAUCGAUGAGCUGCCUUCUCUGGACCGCGAUCUCUACCGCAGUCUGACCUAUAUCAAGCACUUUCAGGGUGACAUUUCAACGCUGGAACUCACGUUUUCCGUGGAUGAAGAAAGACUGGGCGAGAUUGUGACACACGAGCUUGUUCCCGGCGGAAAAGCGAUACCCGUUACGAAUGAAAACAAAAUAAACUACAUUCACUUGAUGGCACAUUUUCGGAUGCACACGCAAAUAAAGGAUCAGACGAAUGCUUUCAUCAAGGGAUUUAGAACUAUAAUUAAUCCGGAAUGGCUUUCAUUAUUCUCUACACCAGAGCUGCAACGGUUAAUAAGCGGCGAUAACGUUCCACUGGACCUGCGCGAUUUACGUCGACACACUCAAUACUACGGCGGCUUCCAUGAUUCGCAUCGCGUGGUCUGCUGGCUGUGGGACGUUCUGCAGAGGGACUUUACCGAGAACGAGCGUGCUAUGUUUCUUAAGUUCGUGACGUCAUGUUCCAAGCCUCCGGUCCUAGGUUUCGCGCACCUUAAGCCUCCAUUCUCGAUCCGGUGCGUCGAAGUUGGUGAUGAUGAAGACACCGGUGAUACUAUAGGUAGUGUCAUACGCGGUUUUUUCACAAUCAGAAAGAAAGACCCACUCAAUCGACUGCCAACUUCGUCGACGUGUUUCAACCUACUAAAGCUACCGAACUACCAAAAACGAAGCACGCUACGUGAUAAGCUGCGAUACGCCGUCAACAGCAACACUGGCUUCGAACUCUCCUAGUCACUGUUAUUAUGGUUUGCUACCGAAAACGUUAUUAUUUUUGAAUACUUAAAAACAUGCGAAUUUUUAAAUGCAUGUUGGCAACACUGAAUGGUUUAAACUCGUGAGUUACAUAACGGGUGUAGAAAAUUUGUAAAGCGAUGUCCUAUUUCGGAAACCGAUUAUUUAAAAAGGGUCUCAAACAAUCCCAUGAUAUUGAAAGAUGGACGACGAAUUUAAAUUGUUCCCUUGCGGGAAAUCCCCGCAUUCUCAACUUUUAUUACUAUUUACUUCACGGAGAUUUCCCGACUUAUCGACUAAUGAAAAUUCGCUUUGGAAUUUUAACAAAAGAAUAGUAGUGCCAUUUCUGUUGUACACCAAUUCUUAACUGAAUUGAUAGGUUUAUAAGUACUUCACUAUCACUACCCCAAUUUUAUGUUAAAAUUCAAUUGAUUUCAUUUGGUUAGUUAAUGAAUUGUAUACAACAAAAAUAAUCGUAAGCACCAUUGUAUUUGAAAUCGUCACAUUAUUUUUUAAGGAUUAGAUAUGGUCACGUUAAAAUCCUUAUUUAAGAGUCUCUAAUCUUGCCAGCUCUGCUCAGAGAUCUGGCAGACAGAAGUGUAGAAGAAUAUCAGCUUUAACGAAACGUCUAUAAGUUCCAUUUUACUCUUCUCAUAAUAGUGUCAUGUUACUCGAUAGCUCCGUCUCUCUCCGACCGCUGGCACUAUGAUACAAAUAAGAGUUGUGAAACAUGCGAAUAAAUAUUAUAAUUCUAUUUUACACAGACCCUAGAUACUUGUGUAGUAAAUGAUCCUUUAGACAUUGUGUUAAAUAUCGACAAAUUGAAAUAAUUUUCGUACGUACCCGUGUUACUAAAUAAACGACUAACCAAUAAUGUAGGCCAUGCUUAUUGUCAAAACAAGAAAAUACAAACGAAUUUAAGGAAAUUGAAGAAUUAGCGAACUCAGUCCAAAAUAACUAAUAGGUGUACAUAGACAAUAAACUUUUUGUUUUAUAUGUAAGUUAUCUGUAUAUAGAUGCAGUACGCGUCACGAAAGUUGAAUAACUUGCAAGUAAGAGCAUGUUUUUUUUUAAAUUAUAAUCGACUGAAUGUAAAUUAUAGCAUUGUAAUGUGAUGUGAUUUAAUGUGACACGAAUC